Molecule: messenger RNA, 3673 nt
Organism: Frieseomelitta varia
Lineage: Eukaryota; Metazoa; Arthropoda; Insecta; Hymenoptera; Apidae
Product: monocarboxylate transporter 3
Exons: 11
Coding region: 1156-3591 (811 amino acids)
Biological process (GO): monocarboxylic acid transport; transmembrane transport
Molecular function (GO): monocarboxylic acid transmembrane transporter activity
Source: RefSeq, a predicted model, not a curated record
AACUUUUCGCGCACAUCCGAUCAGUACCGCUUCAACGAGAGCUCCGUGCUCUUUCGUUGUUGUAAGCAGUUUCUUUUGUAUGGCGGGUACUUAAAUUCUCGACGAAGGCUCGUGUUGUUCAGUCGUUCGUGCAUCGCGGUUUCGGCUGAAACACAACAGCGGUGAAAAGGAAAAAAGAAAGAAAGAAAGAAAGAAAGGGCACAUUCGUAAUCGCCGAAACGCUAUCAAGUGAUUGUAUUGUUGACACAUCGUUGCACGUUGCAUCGUUCAGCAUUAUUCACCAAACCACGCCAAAGAUUUAUUUCAUUGCAAAGUCGUUCGCGAUGACAGGGAGGAGAACGUUGCACGCCUAGAGAACGAAAUCACUUUGUUUGUAGAAGUUGAAGGAGAGGAGAGGAGAGACGAGACUACAAGCACGGUUGUUUGUAUAUAUAAAUAGAAUCACCGUGGUGCGUAGCGAUACGCAGCAGUUGCACGUCCACUAGCGGAGGCCGACUGUCUCUCCACCGCCGGCAAACUUGUUAUGACAAUUCGCGCGUGCCGUGUCGUUUCACGGGAUGUGCAGUGCCGUUUGACUCGCGUGGUCGGAUCUUGUUCGUGAUCUGAGCGUUGCAUCUCACGCCUUACGUCGCCGCGUGUUGCACCGAACGGAGGAAAGAGAAAACAAAAAAACGUGUCCGAGUCUCGAUCCUCGCGGAGAAGAAGCGUACUUCACCGAAGGGGAGGUUAUUGCACGCUGCACCUCGUUGGACGGUCGUCGAUUUGUUAAUCAGUCGGUGUGAAACGGUGGGCUCGCGCGAUAUGGCAGUAUUCCGGCUGACUCUGAGAGUUGACACGACCGCGCGCGAGUCUGAAAGAAGACAUGGCAGCGGAUUUUGACGAGCGAUACUACACCGCUGCUCCUGUUAUUCGCUAACAGGAGGGGAGGGAGUGUGUUCGAAGUCGCGCGGAAGUGGCGUAGCGUGAGGCGACGAAACUUUUGUCGCAAACUCACACACACACACACACAUACACACACGGGAUAAAGUCACGGGGGAAAGAAGCACGAGAGCGCGCGCAGCUGCGCGCACUUCUACGAAAAUAGAACUCUGCAUAAGUGUGCGGAGGUGCCAACGGUGAAACGAGCGAACGGUGUGACAUUAAGGCGAUCGUAGAAUGUCGCGCGUGUCGCUCAACAAGUCGCAGUACAGCCAAUACGGCUCGCGCCGCGUGCGGAAGAUCAGCACGACGGAAAGUGAAUAUUCUGUGGAAGAGCAUGCAAGAUUAACUACCACUGAUGGAGUUAGUGAUGAAGCAUCUCCAGAAGAUGAAGGAGGGUCACUGUGUGAAUACCACGAUAUACCACCUCCACCUGAUGGCGGAUAUGGCUGGGUGGUGGUAUUUGCAUCGUUCAUGUGUAACAUGAUAGUGGAUGGUAUUGCUUACACAUUUGGCGUUUUUUUGGGAGAAUUUGUUACAUAUUUUGGAGAAGGAAAAGGAAAAACUGCAUGGGUUGGAUCAUUGUUAUCUGGCAUGUACCUCAGUGCUGGACCUGUUGUCAGUGCUUUAACAAAUAAGUAUGGAUGUAGAGCAGUAUGUAUGGCAGGAAGUAUUUUAGGUGCAGCAGCAUUUGUACUUUCAACAUUUUCGACCAGUGUAAAUAUGCUUAUGAUAACUUAUGGUAUUAUGGGAGGAAUUGGAUUUGGUCUAAUAUAUUUACCAGCAGUAGUAUGCGUAGGUUAUUAUUUUGAAACCAAACGAUCUCUAGCCACAGGCAUUGCUGUAUGUGGUUCAGGAUUUGGCACAUUUGCAUUUGCACCUCUCGCAACAAUGUUACUAGAAGAAUAUAAUUGGAAAGGAGCGAACUUAAUUCUUGCUGGCCUUAUUUUAAAUUGUGCUGUCUUUGGUGCAUUGAUGAGGCCAUUAGAAUAUCCAAAAGCUUCUUCUGUUAAACCGUUGUUACAAAGAAUGGCGGAAGAGAAAAGAUUUCAAAUGGAACGUGGAAGUAUUGGAGGUUCUUAUUUCAUGGUACAAUUACCUGAUGGAUCAAUGGAGAAAAGGAUGAAAAUGCCUAUUAAUAUCGAUCCUGGUGUUCAUUCCAGUUUCAAUUUAGACCAAUUAGUGCCUGGAACUCCUUUAACGCCAGUUCCAACGGUGCCGACCCUACCCACUAUAUCGGAAGUGAAAGUACAAGAACACUCUUCCAGUGGAGCAACUAGUAAUAGUGGCAGUAUGGAUUUAAAAAAUAUUUCCACUAAAUCAAGGAGCAGAAAAAACAUCGAUGAUACCAAAGAUACAAAAGACACGUCGGAAAAGUCUGAAAACGAAUUCAAACCGAUAAUUCCCAGAAAUGCUUCACAGCCUGCUUUUACAACCCACGUACAAGGUCUACCUAAAAAUGGUUCGGUACCCUUCUUCGAUCGGAUCCGCAAAACUAGCACUAGCGAAAGAUACAAACCAAGCCUUAGCGCGAUUAAGAACUCCAGAACAACAUUGAACUCUAAUGGUGAUAUAAGAAAGAGUUUGCAUUUGAGACUUUCGACGAGCAGUGUCAUGGGCUCUCGAAAUAACAACGCGGAAGUAGACGAUGGCGAAAGUAUUAUUUUUACCACCAGCAAAUCUAGUAUUCCAAAAGAGAAACAGCAAAUUCGACCGCUAUCGAGAAAGGAUAUAUUUUACAGCGGCAGCGUGCUUAAUUUACCAGAAUAUCAGAGUCAAAAGUCACUUGCAAAUUAUCGUCAAAGCGUUAUUUCAUUAUCGAAGUCCGUUCGUGGGGAUAUUAAAGAUACUGACAUUGAAAAAGCGCGCCAAGAACAAGCCUUGUGUCCCUGUUUGGUAUUGCCUGAUUCGUUCAAAGAAGCUUUGGCAACUAUGAUGGAUGUAUCUUUGCUAAAGAAUCCAGUAUUUCUUUUAAUCGGUAUUAGUAACGUGUUCGGAAUGGCUGGACUAUACGUUCCUUUUGUAUAUUUAUUAGAUGCUGCUGUUUUAGAUAAUAUUGACAAGACUCUUGCGUCAUAUUUAGUAUCUAUAAUUGGAAUUACUAAUACUCUGGGUCGUGUAGCUUGUGGAUAUAUUGCAGAUUUUCCACAAGUAGACUCAUUGUUGUUGAACAAUAUCUGCUUAAUUAUAUCGACAGUUGCUGUAGCUGCUAUUCCAUUUUGCCAUUCUUAUCCUGCUUACAUUAUUAUGAGCAUUCUUUUCGGUAUUGCUAUAUCUGGAUACAUUUCCCUGACGUCGAUUAUUUUGGUCGACCUUUUAGGACUAGAUAAAUUGACCAAUGCAUUUGGCCUUUUAAUCUUAUUCAGAGGAGCUGCAGCUAUCAUCGGUUCACCCUUGGCCGGUGCCGUUUAUGAUGCAACGCAAAGUUACAGCAUCCCAUUCUUUAUGGCAGGAUUUUUCUUCUUUGUAAGCACGGUUACUAGUUUCAUGGCCCCAGCUAUGAAACGGUGCACAACGCCGCAGACUCAGCCUGUGAUAUUAGAUACAUUGACUCCAAUCGAUGAAGAUAUUGAAGAAGAGAACGAAGAAGAUAUCCCUGAAAUCGUAGAAACUGCACCAUCUCCACAAGAACCACCCGAGAAGGAAAUUAAACAAAUAGAGUCUGUUUUAUAAAGUCUGGUCUGCAUAAGGAGAGAAAAAUAGCCUUCAUCUCCGAGCCACACUGUGAUAGGGCUACUGUUUCGAAAAUGUCUGA